Dermacentor andersoni is the source of this 940-nucleotide messenger RNA. RefSeq lists its product as uncharacterized. The record is from RefSeq and is a predicted model, not a curated record. NCBI's taxonomy places the organism in Eukaryota, Metazoa, Arthropoda, Arachnida, Ixodida, Ixodidae.
GGUGAAGUGGUUUCGCGCAGCAAAUCGGUCGCCACCGAAGAGCAGGUAUACCGAGCCGUACACAGGUCUUGUCUCGCUCUAUCUCCUUUGCCACUAUGAAGUUCUUUAUUGUCAUUGCCAUGCUCGCCCUGGUGGCUUGCACGACUUUCGCCGAAGAGGCUGCCAAGAAAGACGAGAAAAAGGAAGAUAAGAAGGACGUGGAAGCCCGUGGUGGCGUCCUGGGUGGCUUGGGCGGUUAUGGCGCAGGCGUCGGACCCGGCCUUGUGGGCGCUGGACUUGGAGGCCCCGGGCUUGUCGGUGGUGGAGUAGUCGGCAGCCCAGCUCUUGUCGGAGCCGGUCUCGGGCAUGGAGUUGGCCUGGGACACGGCGUCGGCGGCGGCUUCCAGUCGGGAUACGGUGCUACUGCCGGAGGACACCAGGCUGGCUUCCAGAAGGGCGCCGCGGGACACAACCAGGGAUCCGGUGCCUUCGCUGGUGGCUCUGCCCAUAGGAACGUCAAUGCCUACAACACCAACCAGGGCUACAGUCACAGCUCGGGCUUCUCCGCCAGCGACAGCAAGAGCUUCGGUUCUGGCCACCAGCAGGGUUCCUCUGGUUUCCAGGGAGGUGCCGCUGGAAACCAGGCCGGAUUCGGACAGUCCUCUUUCGGAAAGGCGGCGGGAGUGGGCCACGCGGGCGUCGGCCUCCACGGCUAGAGACGACAUUAUUCUUUCAACAUCAAAUCAUUACAAAAUCGCCACAAUUAGGGAUUUUGUAAAACACUAAUUUGCUCAGUGAGCGUGCACAGACGCCUAUAUACUGUCUCUCAGUGCUUCUUUUUUAUUAUAUUAGCUGCCUGUCUUAGGAGAACUUUAUAGAACAGAGCACUGUAAAUUUUGUUGCUGUCUCUACGUUUAGCAGCUAAGUCAUCCAAAGAAUGAAUAAAAUGUGUCUGUCAAAA